Messenger RNA from Hydra vulgaris (swiftwater hydra), 1343 nucleotides. Its product is annotated as epsilon-sarcoglycan. The record is from RefSeq and is a predicted model, not a curated record. Lineage: Eukaryota; Metazoa; Cnidaria; Hydrozoa; Anthoathecata; Hydridae. Gene Ontology annotation, cellular component: sarcoglycan complex.
AAAUUUUUAAAACAUCCCCCGCACUUCAUGUUUUUUUUUAUGAUGUUAUAAAAAAGGGAAGAGUUUCAAAAACUUAAAAUAAGGAUGGAUGAUAGAUUUAUAGCAACGGGGAUUCGGCAAAUCCGAAUAAAUACGGAUCAAAUAACGGGUCUAAAUAAACGUCAAAUCAUUACUCCCGCAACAGUAUAAGAAGAUAUAAAAAAGAGUUAUAAAAUCAGUUAGUAUAAUUAGUUAUGUAAAAAUGCUUUUAACAAUUUAUUUCAUGCUUUGUUUUUCUGUGUCUCAAACUGACGGCGGACUCAUGCUAUUUGCAAAAACUGAUGUAUUAUUCUACGAAGUUAUUAAUAAAACAAUGUUUUUUCCUGGUUCCAAAAACAUAAAGUUUACUGUUUCCAUAAAUGAAAUGGCAGACAUGCCUCAAUGGUUAAAAUUAGAACAGAAGGAGUCAACUUCAGAUGCCAUUCUUUAUGGGACUCCAUCAGAAUCUGGUUUAAUAACUCUUGAUGUUAUUGCAUGGAACAAAGAUACCUAUGAAACAAACAGAGAUGAGUGGAUACUUUCAAUUCAAAAAUCAGAUCUUAAUCUAACAUACCAAAUGGAAUUUAAAAUAAAGAAUAAAAAUUUGGAUGAAAUUUUUCCUUUAUGCAAUGUUUUUAUAAAGACUGUUCAAAGAUACUGGCUGAAUGCAAAAUUCAUCUCAUCGCUACAAAAACUUAGUGGUCACACUGUCCAUAAAACAGGUAUAAUUGUUGUUAUUAGGGGUAAUGCUGAUCCAACAAAUCAAUUCACUUUAAUAACAUCAAACUGUCAUUCUGUACCAAUAUAUUUGCAGCAAAUGUUUUAUAAUGAUGGUUUUCAAGUGGACUGGUGUGCUUUAAAAAUUAUUUCAUUAAAUGUAAAUUUACGCAAAAAAGUAAAUUAUUUAUUAGAAACCGUUAGUUUUUUUGAUGAUUCCGAAAAUGCUGUAUUAAAAAAAAACAUUUACAAUAACACACCAGCUAGUUUAUCAAUUGACUUAGUUUAUGUGGUUUUGCCAUUUCUAUUUGGCAUACUUUUAGCUGGUUUUUUAACUUUUGCAAUAUGCACCAAUAGUAAAUACAAAAUGUCUACUGAAACUUGGUUUGAGCACAAAGAUUUUCAAAAGCCAAAAUUUAAUAAUAUUGCCGAUAAAAAUAUUACUGGCUUUGUCUAUGGUGAACUUGAUGAAGAUAAUACAGAUUCACGCAGUAGUACACCAUUUCAGAUGAAUCAAUACAAUUCAUUACCCAAAUAUUCUCAUAUUAAAAUCAACGGAAACAUAAAUGAUUCUGUUUUAUAAAUUAAAAAAAUUUUUUUAAUUUUUU